This is a messenger RNA of Parascedosporium putredinis, 1113 nucleotides long. The record is from the annotation of a GenBank genome assembly. Lineage: Eukaryota; Fungi; Ascomycota; Sordariomycetes; Microascales; Microascaceae.
AUGGCUAUGGCACUGCAGAUCACCACAUUUGUCCAGCAAUGGCUGGAGUCACGACCCAGCGCAAAGUCGGGAUACAAAAACCCCAACCCGAUUCGAUUCGGCAUUCUUUCAACCGCAAUGAUCAACCCCGCGGGGAUCAUCCACCCGGUCGAAACUCACCCCGACGCCAUCAUCACAGCCAUCGCCUCUCGUGAUCUCAAAUCUGCACAAGACUCCGCGAAGAAGUACCAUAUCGAAAAGGCGUACGGAUCCUACGAGGAACUCCUUGCCGAUCCAAACAUUGAUGCUGUGUACAUCUCGGUCCCCAAUGGCCUGCAUGGGGAAUGGGCGAAAAAGACGUUUGCCGCGGGGAAACACGCUCUUAUCGAAAAGCCCGUUUCUGCGAACGGCGACGAGGCUGUUUCCAUCUUCGAGUCUGCAAAGCAGCACAACUGCAUCGGUAUGGAAGCCUUUCACUGGCGCUUCCACCCCGCCGCCCAUGUCGUCAAGUCCCUUGUCGAUAGUGGCCGUUAUGGCCGCGUCCUAGCUACACAGGCUCGCAUGACCUCGCCCGCGGGGACCAUACCCAAGGGUGACAUUCGGUGGCAGUGGGACCUCGCCGGGGGCAGUCUCAUGGACAUGACUUACACAGUAUCCGCCACGCGCUUCUUCCUUGGCGCGGGGACUCCCAGUUCCAUCGAGUUCGCCAAAGCGCGGACCCUCAAGGAUGACUCGCGCAUCGACGAAGCCAUGGAGGCGGGGAUGAUGUUUGAGACGGAGGGCGGGCCGGUGCAAAGCACGAUCAAGACGGACAUGAACCAAGCCUUUGUAGGCCACGUGGUCCCCAAGGUUUGGCAGUUGCCCUCCAUUCGAAUCGAACUCGAGCACGCCACCAUCUACUACUAUAACUUCAUGAUGCCGCACAUCUACCACUACAUCCAAAUUACAGAUAAGCGCACCGGACAGAAGAGCACGCAAAAGCACUAUUCCUUCGGCCCUCUUUGGGGUCCCAGGUCUGAGCCUUGGUGGAGCACCUACAGAUACCAACUCGAGGCUUUUGUCGACAAGGUGUCUGGAAAAGACCCAGUGCAUUGGCUGACGCCGCUUUACGAUACAAAGGGAAAAGUUAUGUGA